Messenger RNA from Sarcophilus harrisii (Tasmanian devil), 3629 nucleotides. It is a transcript of the gene TSSK4, whose product is annotated as testis specific serine kinase 4. Lineage: Eukaryota; Metazoa; Chordata; Mammalia; Dasyuromorphia; Dasyuridae. Gene Ontology annotation, cellular component: cytoplasm. The transcript has 4 exons. The record is from RefSeq and is a predicted model, not a curated record. The coding region runs from base 2438 to 3406 and encodes 322 amino acids. Gene Ontology annotation, molecular function: protein serine/threonine kinase activity; ATP binding; tau-protein kinase activity. Gene Ontology annotation, biological process: intracellular signal transduction; microtubule cytoskeleton organization; protein phosphorylation.
CACAGAGGGCGGGGACUUCACACGCCGCCACGGCCGGUCGGGCUUCGGGAGCCCCGCAGGAGUCACACCCCCUAGCCGGAGUUAAAAGACCGGCGCCCUUCCCUGCACUAGGAGUUGUGGCAGGGACCCCUCCAACCCUGGCGCUUCUGGAGUGCUUGUCGCGGGGUUCGGGUCCGAGGCACGGAUGGUAACGGUCAGGCAGGGGAGGAUGGGAAAGGGGGACCCCGAGAGCCCCGUUACAGACUAGGAAACCGCGCCCCCAGAGAGUGAGGCCCUAGCAGCAGAGGCUGGAUUUGAACCUAGUAUUCUUUACUCCAGAUCCAGACCAGUCAGUGACCCUCCCUUGAUGAGAAGCCUCCUCGGAGCCUCCAGGGAAAACUACCUACUUCCCCGUCCCCCGUGUGAGGCAGUGACUGCUGAUAAAGCAGCUGAGGCGCGUAUCUAAAUGCCCUGCAAUACGGAAUAUAAGGGAACAGAAGGGACGGGAAGUAGAAAGUCGGAGAGACAAAGAGAACUCUAGUGGUUUGUAGAGGUGGGCGCUGGGAAAGGGGAAUGGCAGCAAACCGCCUGAAGAGCCUAAGCCACAUUGCCUCUCCUCUUGUCAUUCUGAUCAGAACCCUUCUCUCUCGGAGAUCCCCAGGCUCUGCUUCCUCCAGCCCUCCCACUGAUGUCUAAUUCCCAAGAACAAAAAAACAUGGUACCUGAUCAAAAGGAUUACUUAGCGUUUUCGUGGUUCAUGGGUGGGUUGAACCGAUUCUCUCUCCAGAGAUUAUACCACCACUUGUCAGCCCCAAUUCAAACACCAUCAAAACAGGUGGGGGGCAUUGCGCACACCAUUUCAUGCCUCGAAUUCAAGCAACAAAAAGACCGGAGAAAUUCAUCCCGGGUAGGUAAAAAGAGAAUUGGGCUUUGGGAGACGGGGAAAAACCUUUUGACCUCGAUUCAAGUCAAAUGCUGAAACAUCUUUAUUCAGAGAGACCCACCUAGUGGUUCUACCACCUCCAGACAUUGGGUAUUUGCUCAGAGAACUUGAGACCUCUCUAUAAAACUCAAAUCACCCACAGAACUUCCUCUCCUCCUAUUCCUGGAGAUAAAUAGAUGGUUGGAGUACAACUCUACAUUAGACUACCAUUGGAGAUGGGGAUGAAAAUCACCACCCAAUUCCAAUUUGCCAAUGAACAUUCACCCUUUUCCAGUGCUGCAGGCUUCAGCUCUCCAUAUGUACUGCUCCAGAAGGCUUGCUAAACAAAUGAUAGCUAUUACAAAGUCAGCCAAGGAUUGGAGAUAGAAUCAUCCUGAUCUCUCUUCUGUACAUAUGGAGGAAGCAAGACUGCCUUCUGAGAUGAGUGAGGCUUCUUCACUUGCAGAUAUCUUAAUAUCCCACUGUGGGAUUAUUUCUGCAUAGGAUUAUUUCCUUUCUAGCAACUUUCUCCUCAAGCAUAAGAUUAGAGAAGACCUAGUGAUUGGUUAUCUUCAUUCAAAUGAUUCUUAGGCAACUACCCACUUUCUGGAAUUGGGAAUGUGACCAACAUAAGAACUUAGGGCUCUAGGCCCAGCAGGGAUAACUAUUUUAGUAGAGAAUUUAGAAUUUUACCUGAUGAUUUAUACAGUAAUGUGUAUGUGUGAUUUUCCAGCAGAGGACGAAAUAGAAGAGGCCUACUGCUCUUAGAAAAAGUUAUGGUUAAGGGUAAGAAGGGACCUAAGACAUCAUGUCAUCUAACCCACUCAUGUUAUAGGUGAAGAAAUUGCAACCUUGAGAGAGACGAUUAAAUAGCCCAGCUACUCCAUUCUGCUGAGUCUUAAAUCUACUGUUCCAUUGCAUCUCCUUGAGCUGCCUUGCUGAGGAAGACUGUCCUAUCUCUUUCCAGCAUACCUCUGCAACUGCCUUUAUUCCCUCCCAAAUCCCUUUGAGAUGACUGACAAUGACCAUCCGGGUCAUUAUAGAUUAUCAUGAACUUGACAGAAGAGAUAAAGAAGUAUCAGUGGAGGUACCUCACCUGGAGCUUGCCAAGGGCCUUGCAGGUUCCCAAGCCAUGCUUCCUCCUUGAGCUAUGUGGCCAGUAAGUGGGUGGAGAACAGAUUGUGAUGUGUGCGGAACAUGGGAACUGAGGGAAUUCCGUAACCAGGAGGAGGAAGAAGGAACAACAGCUACUGGAGACAAAAAGAGCAGUCCAUCCCUCCUCCUUCCUCUCCCCCUCCAAGUUCCUAUUAGACAACAAAGCCCUGUGCCCCAUCCGGGGUAUAUAUACAGGCAAGCAUUUGGGGGCCAGCUUCAUUUCGGCGCCGCAGCCCCCAGCGGCCAAGGGCGUCAGCCUCCCUGGACGAGAAAGUCAGGCUAGGUGAACAUUCCCCUCAGCCCGCCAAUGUUACUGUUACUAAGGGGCGAGGGGAUGUCACCCAGGCAGCAAAGCAACCAACAACAGCCCACCGCUCUGUCAUGGAAGAGUAUGGCUAUGAAGUAGGCAAGGUGAUUGGUAAUGGCUCUUACGGCACAGUCUAUGAGGCCUACUACACUAAGCAAAAAGUCCAUGUUGCUGUCAAGAUCAUCUCCAAAAAGAAAGCCUCUGAGGACUAUCUUAACAAGUUCCUGCCCCGUGAGAUCCAGGUAAUGAAAGUUUCGCGGCACAAGUACCUAAUCAACUUCUACCAGGCCAUUGAGACCACAUCUCGUGUGUAUAUGAUCCUAGAGCUGGCUCAGGGGGGCGAUGUUCUUGAGUGGAUCCAGCGCUAUGGGGCUUGCUCUGAGUCCCUUGCCGGCAAGUGGUUCUCCCAGCUCACCCUAGGCAUCGCUUACCUGCAUAGCAAGGGCAUCGUGCACCGCCCCUGCCUGACCCCCAGGCCUUCUGCUGCUGGUAGGGACCUAAAGCUGGAGAACCUGUUGCUGGAUAAGCGGGAAAAUGUGAAGAUCUCUGACUUCGGCUUUGCCAAGAUGGUGCCAACUACCGUCCAGAUCCAGCAGAAAUCUUCCCAACACCUCAUGGGCUGCUUUUCCCACCUCAGCCAGACCUACUGUGGUAGUUUUGCCUAUGCCUGCCCAGAGAUCUUGCUGGGUUUGCCCUACAACCCUUUCCUCUCUGACAUCUGGAGCAUGGGUGUCAUUCUCUACACUCUGGUUGCUGCCCAUCUACCUUUCGAUGAUACCAACCUAAAAAAGCUGCUUCGAGAGACCCAGAAGGAGGUCAACUUCCCAGCUAACCACCCCGUCUCUCAGGAGUGCAAGAACCUGAUUCACAUGAUGCUGCGCCAGGCUGCCAAGCGUGCUACCAUCCUGGACAUCCUCAAGGACCCCUGGGUGCUCAAGUUCCAGCCAGAGCGGCCCAACCAUGAAAUUCAGAUCCUAGAGGUCCUGUGUGUACCACAAAGCUCCAGCACUACCACCUCACGCCCUGCCGAGGUUGCAAGUUGAGUAGGACUGGGGAAGGAGUCAAGGAGAGGGAAUUAAUGUGGGCAUGGGGAGCAGGACUCCUCCAUCCUUCUUUUUUUUAUACAAGAAAUCAUAAUUCCCAUUUAGUUUUAUCAGCAGGGGGAAAAGAAAUGAUUUCCCCAGGGAAAGCUUGGAAAGAGUCACUUCUAGACUGUUAUAGAGGUUGGCCUCCAUCUGUAGUCUGCAAAGGUAUUUUAAACUUAAA